Branchiostoma floridae (Florida lancelet) is the source of this 1188-nucleotide messenger RNA. Its product is annotated as beta-1,3-galactosyltransferase 1-like. The transcript is spliced from 2 exons. Gene Ontology annotation, molecular function: hexosyltransferase activity. The coding region runs from base 1 to 1188 and encodes 395 amino acids. Lineage: Eukaryota; Metazoa; Chordata; Leptocardii; Amphioxiformes; Branchiostomatidae. The record is from RefSeq and is a predicted model, not a curated record. Gene Ontology annotation, cellular component: membrane.
AUGGAGAUCAGAGGCCUCAAAGACAGCAUGACCGUGGAUCAGUUCACUGCGUUCGCUCGUAGGAAGAUCAACAUCACUUCCAAGUUCAUCAUAACAGCCUGUAUCAUCGUGGUUGUCUACCAUCUAUACUACCAACUGCAACAGCGGGCAAAGGUACACAUACUGGAAACACGUUUUGCUACGGAGGGGAAAACACUACAAAGUAUCGUCAGAAGAGAUGCUGUUUUGCAACGACUCACUCCAGUUGCAAAACAGGCAGAUGAACCACCAAGACACACAUCAUCAAGCCACCAGUUCUACUCCAACAACGUCAUGCUCAAAAACGCCUCAACCAUCCUCAACCCUCAUCCUUACACCUUCACAUUAAACAUCCCAGAUAAAUGCAAAAAUGACAACGUGUUUCUUCUUAUUGUGGUGACGACAUCUCCCGCCAAUUUUGACCAGAGACAGGCCAUACGAGAUACCUGGGGGAACGAAUCCAACGUUAACGGAGUCAUCAUCAAGAGAGUGUUCGCAGUAGGCAUGGUAGACAACUCUACAGUACAGGAAGACUUGGAGAGGGAGCACGGCGUGCACCGGGACAUCAUUCAGGAAGAUUUUUUAGACUCUUAUCGAAAUCUGACCCUGAAGGCUGUCAUGGUGUGGAAGUGGGCUUUUCAGUAUUGCUCUCAGGCCAGCUACGUCAUGAAAACUGACGAUGACGCUUUCGUGAACGUCCACAAGCUGGUGAACCAUUUAGGACAGUUGUCGGCAAAUGCCAGUAGGAGGUUCGUGACAGGACAUGUUUACGUAGACACCGAGCCGAUUCGAGACCCCGCUAGCAAAUGGUUCGUCACAAAAGAGGAGUACCCAAGAGAUACGUAUCCCAGCUACCCUUGCGGGUGCGCUUACGUCAUUUCGAAAGACCUGACGAAACUGCUGUUCGAAACAUCGUUGGUGACCGAGUACCUUUUUAUAGAAGACGUUUAUCUCGGCAUUUGCCUGGAAAAGUUGGGUGUUGACGUCGUGAACUCUCAUAAGUUCUGGUCUAUGUACGUAGGAACCAUUCCGUGCUCUCCGCAGUUCGAUUUCAUAGCCACCCAUUGGGUGAAAACACCGGAAGCCAUGGUGACGUCAUGGAAAGCGUUAAAUACAAACUGUAGGAAAUCCUUCUUCGGAUUGUGGGACAUUUUACGUGACCUCUGGUGA